Molecule: messenger RNA, 735 nt
Organism: Acanthosepion pharaonis
Lineage: Eukaryota; Metazoa; Mollusca; Cephalopoda; Sepiida; Sepiidae
Source: the annotation of a GenBank genome assembly
AUGGACUGCUUUUCGAGAUUCUUCUUCUUCUCCACUACACUCAACGUUUCCUCAUUUUUCUUUUCUUUUACUUAUUCUACUUGUAUUUUUAUUUUCUUCUCGUUCUUGUUUGCUUUUCCCUUCUCCCACCACUUUCCCUUCUUCUCCCACCACUCUCUCUUCUUCUCCCACCACUCUCUCUUCUUCUCCCACCACUCUCUCUUCUUCUCCUGUUACAUAACGACCUCUUUAGCUGCAUCUACUUACUUAAAGUAUGCAGACAAAUCGUCCGAUGCCGUCAAAACUUUUGGAUAUGGCCAAGAGGGUAGUGUGAAACAUAGAUUCCUAUCUAUCUAUCUAUCGAUCUAUCUAUCUGCAUUCAUUGUGAAACAUAUAUUCUUAUUUUUCCUUACCCUCUCACCUAUCAAUUUAAUUUAUUUGCAAUCAUUUUUAUUUGCUUUAUUUUUCAUUUUGAAAUUGUUACGUAUUCAUUAUUUCGCUUUGCCUUUUUCCUCACAUUCGAUUUUUCUUCCCUCCUUUCUUCCUUCUCUUUUUGUUCUCUUCUUUCUCCCUUCUCUUCUUUCUUCCUUCUCUUCUUUCUUCCUUGUCUUCUUUCUUCCUUGUCUUCUUUCUUCCUUGUCUUCUUUUUUCUUUCCCUUAUUUCUUCCUUCGCCUCUUUCUUCCUUGUCUUCUUUCUUCCUUCUUUUUUCUUUCUCUUCUUUCUUCCUUGUCUCGUUUUCUGCAAAGAACGCUUAG